ACCACACUGCUACUACCCUUCAGGACCGGUGCAUCUUCUCAAGAGUGACACACACAAAGUUGAGGACCCCCAAGUCUUGCAGAAAGCAAACAACCAUGGAUGUGUUUAAGAAAGGUUUUUCUAUGGCUAAAGAAGGCGUGGUUGCUGCAGCAGAGAAAACCAAGCAGGGUGUGACAGAAGCUGCAGAAAAAACCAAGGAGGGGGUCAUGUAUGUAGGAGCGAAAACUAAAGAGGGUGUUGUACACAGUGUGAAUACAGUUGCAGAGAAAACCAAAGAACAGGCCAAUGUGGUUGGUGGAGCCGUGGUUUCUGGAGUAAAUCAAGUAUCUUCAAAGACUGUAGAAGGCACAGAGAAUGUUGUAAGCUCUACUGGUUUAGUAAAAAAGGAAGAUCUACAUCCAGAUCAGCCAGAAGAACCUGCUGCAGAAGAACCCGCAGUGGAGGCCACAGAAAGCAUUGAGCAGGUCGGUGAUGGAGAGAAUUAAUAUUUCACCCUGUGUGCUGCUGGGAAUCUUUGAAAAACUAGCUAAGGACAUAGAAAAGAAGUAAUUCAUACCACAAGAAUACCACAGGCUGAAAGCCAAACAACGCGUGAAAUUUUCCUCUUGAAUUAUCAAGUCCGUCAGUGUAUGCAUUCAUGUUAUAAUUGUGAAUGUACAGCUUUGUAACCCAACCGAUAUACCACCAGUCACACAUCCUUCACAUCUUCAUGUGAUUUAUUAUACACAACUUUGUUUGACCCUGAGCUCUGGUUUUACUAACAGUCUAUUUUUACCCCUAUCAAUCUUCAUUUGUAUGUGUUUUUAUUUGACGCACCUACUACUGAUCCAGUGCUCUGCAUUACUCCAUCUAUGAAUAGCUCUCCUACUCAAGUACCCUAUUGUAUCAACUCCUUUUUUUCUUGUUAGUUUUUGCUUGGGUCACCAUUCAGCAUCAUCUUUAUAUUCACAUUGGCUAUAUUGUCCCUUCUUAAAGCUAUUUUUUUUUUCAGCCAUACAAAUAAAACUUUAUUUGA
This is a messenger RNA of Xenopus laevis (African clawed frog), 1015 nucleotides long. It is a transcript of the gene sncg.S, whose product is annotated as synuclein gamma S homeolog. Gene Ontology annotation, biological process: synaptic vesicle endocytosis; synapse organization; chemical synaptic transmission. The coding region runs from base 96 to 485 and encodes 129 amino acids. Gene Ontology annotation, cellular component: spindle; cytoplasm; centrosome. NCBI's taxonomy places the organism in Eukaryota, Metazoa, Chordata, Amphibia, Anura, Pipidae. The transcript has 5 exons. The record is from RefSeq and is marked provisional. Gene Ontology annotation, molecular function: cuprous ion binding.